Leishmania major strain Friedlin is the source of this 3054-nucleotide messenger RNA. RefSeq names its product putative calcium/potassium channel (CAKC). The coding region runs from base 1 to 3054 and encodes 1017 amino acids. Gene Ontology annotation, biological process: potassium ion transport. Gene Ontology annotation, cellular component: membrane. The transcript has a single exon. The record is from RefSeq and is a predicted model, not a curated record. NCBI's taxonomy places the organism in Eukaryota, Euglenozoa, Kinetoplastea, Trypanosomatida, Trypanosomatidae.
AUGGACAAGCGCAUGUCGUUGUGGCCUGUGCGGAUGCGGCUGGGGCGCCGCAGCGACCGACCACAGGUAUUCAUGGACAAGCACUACGCACACCCGGAGCAGCGCUUCCACUCGCUGCGUAACUUCGUUGAGUUCCUCGACCAGCGCCACACCAACGUGUCGAUCUUCGGCCUGCUCACGCACACCACCAUGGAGGUCGUCUCCGUUGCCUUCUAUGUGUGGACAUCGCAGGUGACUGCUGCAACGUCGGUGACCGAGUUCGCGUGGGGCCUGCCGGUCUUCAUCGUCGAGUUGGUGCUGAGCAUCAUUUUCUUUUUGGCGUGGGUCGGGCUGUUCUUCUUCGAGCCGGACAAGAAGGCAUACCUCAUCUCGUGGCUGUCGCUGGUGAACGCCAUGACGAGCAUUCCCAUGAUCGUGAUCGGCAUCGGCGCGCUCAAGGACUCGAGCUGGCGCUCCGUCUGGGUGCCCAUGUACCUCCGCGUGUGGUGGCUUUGUGACUGCCUCAGCGUGCUCAUCGACUACCCGCAGAUCGCACGCCACACUCCGGAGAUGUGGCGAGAGAUGGUCCGCUACUUUAUUCGGCUGUUUGCGGUCAUGUGCACAUGCGUUGGCACGCACCAGAUCGUGGAGUCCUGCUCAGGGGUGUACGUGGACUUGUACGACUCCUUGUAUCUUAUUAUCGUCGCCUUCGCCACGAUCGGCUUCGGUGACGUCACUGCCUUUACGACACCAGCGCGCAUCUUCAUGAUCGCGUUCAUCGUCAUUGGCAUCUGCUUCUUCCUUCCAUUGUUCCAGCGACUCUCUGUGAUUGCCGAACGCAGCCAGCUCCACAACACCUUCAGCGGCGGCGGCUCUGCGUCGUGGCUGCGCCGCGGCUGGAAGCACCCGCAUGUGAUCAUCUGCGGGCAGUUCAGCGACCUCUCCGUCGAGCUGCUGCUUAGGAACUUCUACGCGGGCUGGCGCAAGUACCUUGACACAUGCAUCGUGCUCAUGGCGCCGGAGGAGCACUCGCCGGAGGUGCGGCUGGCGGCGAACCUACCGUGGCUGAAGGGCCGCGUGACGCUCAUGGUGGGCGACCCCGCGAAGCCGAAGGACCUGGACCGCGCCAAGGCACGCGACGCCGACGCCAUUUUUCUGUUCGGCGACUCGCGCUCGACCGCCUACUACCAGGACUACACCAUCAUUGCGCAGUCUGUGGCGGUGAGCCUGUACGACCGGAACCUGCCGCAGCACCUGCUGCUGCACCGCAACUGCACGGUGAAGCAGAUCAGCCCGUACGCGGCGAGCGUGCUGGAGGUGGAGCGCAUACUGCACCACCUGUUGGGGCUGUCCAUGGCGCAUCCCGGCGUCGUGCCGCUCAUCGUCAACCUCCUGCGCACCUACGAGUCGCUGCCGUCCGACAUCACGCUGUCGCGGCACUGGGUGGAGCAGUACGAGUACUCGCUGCGCAACGACAUGUACGGGCUAGAGAUUCCGGACGCGCUGCGCGGGCGCGAGUUCCGCGUGCUGGCACGAUCCUUUUUUGAGAAGGACGUCACGCUCAUCGGCAUCCUCAACGCGCGCAGCGUCGUCCAGCUCAACCCUCGCGAGCUCGUUCCAAACGCGAAGAAGCUCAUCCUGAUCGCGAAGACGAUGAAGGUGGCACAGGACGCCACCGACGCCAUCGCGCGAGACCACGAGCAGACCUUUGGCGAGGAGAUGCUUGCGGCGCCCGAUCCUGAUGAGCACGACCGUGCGAAGCGGCGACGCGCAAGGUCUCGCUUCCUCGUCCACCUCCGCAGCAGCAGCAGCAGUAGUAGUAGCGGUGUCGAUGGCGAUGUCGAAGACCGCAACGGUGCGCCAAAGCAACGUGGGGACCGGUGGCCGCGGCAGACCGCACACGUCAGCGCGUCGCGGCCCGCGACGCCAACGGCCACGACAACCGACUCGCAGAGAACGCAGCCGGUGCGACCACACGCUGCGGCAGCAGCGCUAGAGAACGGCAACGGCCUGGCGCGUGCCUUCCCCAGCGUAGUCUCGUUGCAUCCCAGCGGCAGCUCCAUCGCCGCUGAGGGCAGCAGCGGCGACGAGUUUGACGCGAGGAGCAGCAUUGUCGCUGCCUCACCGUCGCCGCCGAGCUCCAUGCGCGCACCUCCGGUGCGCAGCGAGGCCCUGGUGCGUAUCGACGACGCUUUCGACCUCGAGAACCACUUCGUCGUCGUCGACCUCUCCUCCGCCAAGGCCAAGGACGAGUCCAGCCGCUACGCGCAGGAGGCUGUCAACACCGCCGUCGCGCACGACAUCUUCCACGUCACAAUGCCAGUGCGUCAGGCGUACCCCGCCAACGACAUCGUCCUGCUCACCAACGACGUCAGCUUCGGCCCCUACCUCGACUACUACUGGAGCGUGCACCGCCAGGACAGCGCCAACCCUGUAAAGUACAUCAGCGGCUGCGGCCUCAAUACCGCCGACCUGCGCCGCUGCAACCUUGAGCGCUGCGCCGGCUGCUGCGUCUUCUACGCCGGGGACGUCAGCCGCUCCGGCUCCACCAGCGCCAUGUCCAUGCUUACCGUGCUGUCCAUAAACGAGAUCCUGCACGGCAUCCCGGCCUUCCCCGUCGUCGUGGAGCUCGAGGGCCUCGCCAACCUGCCUCUGUUCCCGCCGCACGCCGAGGACCUGCGCCUGCGCACGAAGGCGGAGAUCGACUUUGUGUACGAGCCAAACUUCAUCAUCGGCAACGCCGUCAGCCGCCUCAUGCUGUUCCCCGCGCUGCAGCGCACCUACUUCAUGGAGGAAUUCAUCGACGUCAUGGAUGUGCUCAUCAGCGGCCACGCUCCCGACACGCCCGCGCUCGCGCGCCUGCCGCUGUCGCUGUUCCAGGCAGAGCUCCAGACCUACGAGGACGUCGUCGUCUACUGUCUCAAGUUUGGCUACCUGCCCAUCGCUCUGCAGCGCCGCAUCGUCGACGUGCGCAACCCGUCCAUCAACGGCCAGCGCUUCGUGCUCACGAACCCGCCGCGCGCGCUGCCAGUGAACCAGCAGACGGACCUGCUCUUCUACAUCACGCCAGGGUAG